CUGUCUGCAAGCACUCUGCACGCGAAUUCUGGUCUGGCCUUCACUCAGCGGCGGAGCUGAGCUCUGUUCUUGCUUGAACGUCACAAGGGAAACAUCCUAGCUACGCGUGGCCAUGAACACGACGAACCCGCUCGGCGGCAUCCACGCCGCAUUGGACCGCUACGAGGCGGACGGGCGCCCGCCCGCGGCCGAGCUGCCGCCGACGCGCGGCGCCGAGGCGGCGCUCCUCGAGCUGGGCGGGAGUCGGCCGCGCUUCGCGCUCGCGCCCGAGCCGCGCCUCUCGCUAGAACGCACCGACACGGGCAUGACGCGAUCGGACUCCAUGACGGAGACGUCGGAGCUGCUGACGUCCCUGGCCCACGCGCGUGUCCCGCCGCCGCCGCCGCAGCGCCGGCCGCCGCCGCCGCCGCCGCCGCGCAUCAUUACCUUCUCGCCGCCCGGUCCCAGACGGUUAGGGUGGGUCGGCGCCUACAGCCCCGAGGCGCGGAAGAGGCGCAUCGCGCGGUUCCACGCAAAGCGCAAGCGUCGCGUCCUGUGUGGAAAUCAACCAGUGAGUUAUUUGCGGUCACGGCGACAACGUGAAAACUCCACGCCAUCGAGCAGACGCAGCUUUGGAGACACAUCGCGUCGAUGGCGUGGGCGCCCGAUGUUUGAUUUCCACACAGGCCGCGUCUGGAAGAAGUCCGUGCAGUACGACGUGCGCAAGAACUUCGCCGACACCCGCCUCCGCGUCAAAGGUCGCUUUGUCAAGAAGGAGGACGAGGUGCUGCUCAAGGAGCUCGUCGGCCUCGCCUGAACCACUUCCUGAACUGGGCCUGAUUGUGUGAAGAUUCCCAAUGAUUAAUUCCCAUGUUUGAAAUAUUAAGAAGCCUGUACUCCGACACGCUUCGCCGCGCCCG
This is a messenger RNA of Pelagomonas calceolata, 899 nucleotides long. NCBI's taxonomy places the organism in Eukaryota, Pelagophyceae, Pelagomonadales, Pelagomonadaceae. The record is from the annotation of a GenBank genome assembly.